CAUUGCAUCCCAACAGAGUACAUCAAUAUUUUUUCCUUUUCCUAUCGAUAUCCCAAGUAACCAUUAAUGUAUCACAAUGGUAAAUUUAAAGCGAACUUUCUAGAAAUGUCUAUGAAAUAUUAAAAAUAUAAUUUGACACAACGUUUCAAUAAGUAUAAAUUUUUGCUAUAAUAAAUUUAUACUUGCCCUAAUGGAAAAAGGUAAACUAAAUAUAAAGGCCAGCCAAGAAACCAAAACGAAACAAGAUUCUUCAAAGUCUCAUUCACAAAUAAACAUGUUACCAGAAGACACCAAUAAUAAUAUUAGAAGUGUGCAACACAAUAUCACGAAAGAAAAGGACAAUUUCAUUGAGAAACUCUUGGUAGUAAUAUCAAUAAUUUUUGCUAUAUUAUUGUUUCCCCUGUCGCUCCUCGUUAUAUUUUUGGUUGUCCGACAAUUUGAAAAAGCUGUUAUUCUCAGAAACGGAAAGAUACAUAAAAACCAACCUUUUGGUCCCGGUCUGGUUUUUUAUCUUCCAUGCGUAGAUGCCGUACAUUUUAUUGAUUUAAGAACUGUCUGUUACGAAGUUCCACAUCAAGAUGCAUUAACUAAAGACUCACUGACUGUUUCUGUUGACGCUGUUGUUUUUUACAAAAUAGUUGAUCCCGUGCUUGCCGUAAUUGGGGUAACCGACUACAAAGUAUCCACACACUUUCUAGCUGCCACAACAUUACGUAAUGCCCUUGGAACGAGAAAACUCGCGGAAUUGUUGGCAAGCCGUCCUGAUGUCAGUCAGCAAGUAUUCAAUCUAAUGAAGAAUAUUACGGUAGCCUGGGGAAUCAAAAUCGUUAGAGUAGAGAUAAAAGACAUAAGUCUACCGCUGCAAUUGCAAAAAGCGAUGGCGGCUGAAGCUGAGUCGACGAGAUUGGCAAAUGCUAAAAUAAUUGUUGCAAAAUCAGAAAUCGAAGCAACCAAAAGCCUUCAACUAGCUACAGACAUUUUAAUGGAUAAUCCAAUGUGCAUGCAACUCAGAUAUUUGCAAUCGCUCAACAUGAUCGCUGGUGAGAAAACACAUACAAUUGUGUUCCCGUUUUCUGUUGACGUUAUUAAUAAAAUAACAAGUUAAUGACUAUUUUUAUUUUGUAAUGUAUUUAUGAUAUUGUUGUCUUUUUAAUUUUUGUUAAUUCAAUACAAGGUUAAUAUACA
Messenger RNA from Danaus plexippus (monarch butterfly), 1185 nucleotides. RefSeq names its product band 7 protein AGAP004871-like. Gene Ontology annotation, cellular component: plasma membrane. Lineage: Eukaryota; Metazoa; Arthropoda; Insecta; Lepidoptera; Nymphalidae. Bases 191 to 1105 code for a protein of 304 amino acids. The transcript is spliced from 8 exons. The record is from RefSeq and is a predicted model, not a curated record.